AUGGCGCAGUUAAAGAGGUUACCCCAGGAGGGUACCAGUUGCUGCACUAGCGCUGGAGAACCCCUCACUGGGCUUCCAUGCUCAGGUAACAUUUUGCCUGAGCGUGGACGCCGAGGCCGCCCCGUUUCGUACUCUGGGGGGGGCAAAACCGCGCUCAACCAUCUGUCAUCUGCCCGAGGCAAGAGCAAAGCAACUUCGGCACCCCUUGCCACGCUGGCCGUGGACUUCUGCAACAUCAGGGGUUUACAUUCCAACCUUAAUGCUGUCCACCUACACCUCGAGACAGCAAAGCCGGCCUUGCUCUUUUUGACCGAGACGCAGAUAGCGUCUCCGGCGGACACAUCUUACCUCUCCUACCCUGGGUACGGACUGGAACACUCCUUUUCGCCUAGGGCUGGGGUGUGCGUGUACGUUAGAGACGAUAUCAGUUUUCGUCGCCUCAACAAUCUUGAAGGUAGGGACCUCUCCACCUUAUGGCUGCGUAUAGACAACGAUCACCAUCCCCGUGUCUAUUCGUGCCUAUAUAGGUCCCAUAGCGGUGAUGCCGAAACUGACCGACUCAUUGAGCAGAUCCAAACGGCUGCAGACUCUGUGCAGCAGCAGAUCCCUUCCGCUGAGAUCAUUGUACUUGGUGAUUUUAAUGCCCACAACGCCGAAUGGCUCGGCUCUAGCAAGACUGAUCAUGCGGGCAGAUCUGUUUAUAACUUUGCUCUGGCAUAUGGCUUGACACAAUUGGUUACUGCGCCUACGCGAAUCCCAGAUGUGGAAGGCCAUGAACCUUCCCUGUUGGACCUUCUGCUGACCUCUCAUCCGGUUGACUACAAUGUAUUCGUUGAAGCCCCACUCGGUUCCUCGGAUCAUUGCUUGAUCCGGAGUACGGUGCCACUCGCGUACCCGCCGCGUCGGCGAGUUGCUUGUGGCCGCCGUGUGUGGCACUAUAGGUCAGCAGAUUGGGACGGGAUGCGGUCCUUUUUUGCAUCCUACCCUUGGAGGCAGGUUUGCUUCACGCCGGAUGAUCCCAACGUCGUUGCUGAUUCUGUUGCUGACGUGGUGCUGCAGGGAAUGGAGCUUUUCAUUCCGUCCUCUGUGGUCCCUGUUGGUGGCAAAUCCCAACCUUGGUUUGGUCGUUUCUGCAAAGAGGCCUCUCGCCGAAAGCAGGAAUGUUACCAGGCCUGGGUAGACGCAGCGGCAGUACGGGAUGUAAAGACUAACGCAUUAAAAAAGAAGUUUAACUUUGCCUCCAGGUCCUUCAAAAGAGUUAUUGCCAGAGCAAAGUCGCUGCACAUUGGUAGAAUUGGCGAGAAAUUAGAGCGCCUCCCGUCGGGAACUCGUGCGUUCUGGUCUCUUGCCAAAGCUAUCCAGGGGAAUUUCUGCACGCCAUCUUUUCCACCUCUGCACACGGAGAAUGAUUCAUUGGCCCACGACGCAAAAGACAAAGCCGAUCUUCUGGGCAAACUCUUUGCGUCCAACUCGACUUUGGAUGACGGGGGAAACGCGCCGCCGACCAUACCGCGGUGCGAGAGCUAUAUGCCGGAUGUCCGGUUCAAACAAAGCUCGGUGCGCAAAGCACUUCUUUCCCUCGACACUCAUAAGUCGAGUGGGCCCGAUGGAAUCCCUGCGGUUGUGCUGAAGAUGUGUGCUCCCGAGUUGGCACCGGUCUUAACGCGUCUUUUUCGGCUCUCUUACUCUUCCGGCGUAGUCCCGACCUCGUGGAAGUCAGCUUUGGUGCACCCGAUCCCUAAAAAAGGCGACCGCUCAAAUCCAUCCAACUACAGGCCAAUAGCUAUAACCUCCCUUUUCUCGAAGACAAUGGAGUCCAUUAUCAACUGCCAGCUCCUUCGGUACCUAGAGGACCACCAGUUGCUUAGUGACCGACAAUACGGUUUCCGUAGAGGCCGCUCGACUCCCCUGACUGCCGCAGCCAGUAUCGGAAUCCUCGGCGUCGACAUUUCGAGUGAAGUCCAGUUCCGCGGCCAUUUAGAGGGUAAGGCCAAAUUAGCCUCAAAAAAGCUCGGUGUGCUCAACAGAUCGAGACAGUAUUUCACGCCGGCCCACCGCCUACAGCUGUAUAAAGCGCAGGUUCGCCCACACAUGGAAUACUGUUCUCAUCUAUGGGCAGGGGCACCCCAAUACCAGCUUCUCCCUCUGGACCGCAUCCAGCGAAGAGCGACUCGAAUUGUCGACUGCCAGCGUACUUCGGAACGGCUUGACUCCUUGGCGCUGCGUAGAGAUGUGGCCUCGCUCUGCAUUUUCUAUCGCGUGUAUAACGGGGAGUGCUCCGAGGAAUUGUUCGGAUUAAUCCCUGCAGCUUCUUUUCGCCAUCGCCCUACGCGAAAACAUUACCAUCCUCACCACUUAGAUGGUUGGCAGUCCUCAACUGUGCGUUUCUCUAGAAACUUCCUGCCUCGCACAGCUAAACUGUGGAAUGAACUGUCGCCUGCGGUAUUUCCGGACCGAUAUGACCUUCAAACCUUCAAGAAAAGAGCGUAUUCCCAUCUUAAAGGCCGGCAACGCACUUACAACCCCUCUGGUGUUGCGGGUGUCCAUGGGCGGCGGUAAUCGCUUUCCAUCAGGUGAUCCGUCUGCUCGUUUGCCUCCUAUUUCAUAAAAAAAAAAAAA
Messenger RNA from Cydia strobilella, 2619 nucleotides. RefSeq lists its product as uncharacterized. The transcript has 2 exons. Gene Ontology annotation, molecular function: catalytic activity. Lineage: Eukaryota; Metazoa; Arthropoda; Insecta; Lepidoptera; Tortricidae. The coding region runs from base 1 to 2559 and encodes 852 amino acids. The record is from RefSeq and is a predicted model, not a curated record. Gene Ontology annotation, biological process: cell adhesion involved in heart morphogenesis; larval heart development. Gene Ontology annotation, cellular component: extracellular matrix.